This is a messenger RNA of Cylas formicarius (sweet potato weevil), 2405 nucleotides long. RefSeq names its product WD repeat-containing protein on Y chromosome (gene WDY). NCBI's taxonomy places the organism in Eukaryota, Metazoa, Arthropoda, Insecta, Coleoptera, Brentidae. The transcript is spliced from 12 exons. The coding region runs from base 67 to 2331 and encodes 754 amino acids. Gene Ontology annotation, molecular function: protein binding. The record is from RefSeq and is a predicted model, not a curated record.
UGUAGCAAGCCAUACUCGAAGCGUUGCUAUGGCUACAACUCCGGUGUAGCCCGAUAAUAAUCCAGAAUGACAGAACAGCAACGCCCGAAACGCCACUACAGACUAUCAUUUUAUCGUGAACUGAGGAAAGCGAAAAAGGACGUCAGCAAAGAGUUGCACCAUUUAUUAGAUGAAAUCGAGAUUAUCCAGAUCGGCGAGUGGUUCGCCGCAGCGGAAGGAAACAGGAUGAAUAAGGACCAGCUGAAAGAAGUGUUGUCAAAAGUAGCACGGAUUGAAUAUCCCGACGACGUGUUUGAUAGGGAGUUUCUGAGAAUGAACGCUUCUUGUAACGGUUUCGUCAUAUGGGACGAGUUCAUUUCUUAUUUGAUUCUUGGAUUUGAACAGCAGGAAGUAAGCACAGUGUAUAAAACCUUGGCAGCGCCAAUCCCCAUUACUCCCACAAUGAUCAAAAGUAAUCACCGACGAAUUAUAAAUAGGAUUACUUUUUAUCCCACAGUUAAACCAGACAGAUCCACCAAUUGGCAUGACGGAAGUAUUAUAACCUGCAGCCAUGACGGAUUCAUAAACUAUUGGACCCUGGAUAUGACCCUGGAAAGGACUGUCCAAUCCACAUGUCCUGAGUUGAAAAUUCAAACGACUUGGGUAACCGAUCUUGUUGUCUUGCCUGAUGUUAACGUGAUUUGUACUUCUUCAAGUGAAAGGGAUUUAAGAUUUUACGACACUUCUGCGAGGAAAUUCGUAUUACGCGUGAUGAUGACUACCCUCGACUACGCAGUUACAACUAUGUUUUACAAAUUCUACCCUGACCCGGAGCAAGAAUCUGCACUCAUACUUGGAGAUAUGGGAGGUGGAGUUAAGGUUCUUUACAUCGAUACGAUUGCCAGAGGUCCCUUCAUAUCCAAACCUGGCAUCCCGUUACUUCAAGUAAGAUGGGACAGGGUUGUGAGAGGACAUGUGGAUCAUUUUAGAGUUCUUCAAUUUCCCGACCUCCAUACCGAUUUUGUUAGACAAGUGUCAUACUACCCGACGCUUCGAAGCGUCGUAUCUUGUUCGCAAUGUUCAAAAGCUGGCCUCCUAAUGACCGACGUGACCGACAGCAAUAAUAAGUACAUCUACGAUAUUGUAGCAGGUGUUUGGUGCUUCGAUCUAGAAGAAAACGCCCAUAUGGUGGCAACAGGUGGGCCAGAUUGUCUCGUGAGGCUGUGGAAUGCAUUUGUUCCUAAUCGACCGACUUGCACGUUUUACGGUCAUCACAUGGGAAUCGUUCAACUUGUCUUUCAAGACAACGGUCAAACGCUCUACAGUUUGUCGAAAGACAAAUGUAUAAAAGUCUGGGAUAUUCAAUUGCAAACUUGUGUGCAAACUUAUCUGGACCUGCCUCAACAGUUGGGAGAAAGAAGUGAUCUAGCGGCACUCUACAAUCCUGAGUCCAGACAGUGGAUAAUCGGAAGCAGCAUGAUCGCGGUGAUACCAUUAAGCCCAAAGCAGAGCAGCGAACAUACCGAUGGCAACACCCACUCUGGUGGAAUAUCCGUUGUGUUAUACAAUAAGUUGUUCAGAGUCAUAGUGACUUGCGGUUUAGACAGCUAUGUAAUCACGUGGAACCCUUGGGAUGGCAGACGAUUGUUGGUAAUUAAAGACGCACACACUAGAAUGUUGCACGGCGAAUUAAUGAAUGUUGAAAUAACUGCAGCUUCGUUUGACCCCGGCUAUCAGCGGCUGGUGACAGGUGCCCACGACGGCACCCUAAAAAUUUGGAAUUUCAACACCGGGAUGUGUUUACGACACAUGGAGAUCGAGGCGUGGUGUGAAGUCAAAUGCGUGAUCUGGGUCAAAAGUAGAAUUUUGGCAAUGGGUUGGAACAGACGUGUUACCGAAUUUGCCGACACCGGGGAAGCAGUUGGGCCGGAAGGUGCAUUCAGUAAAAACUGGGACCUUCGACAUUCGGAAGAUAUCAGUUCGGGUGCAGUUACAGUUCCUGAGACCUUAGCAACCAGUUCUUACGCCGGUGAACUAUUGUUCUGGCGCUUGGAAACGGGACAACCUUAUAAAAAGUUCAACGUUUCGAACCCAACGGAGCGAAUUAAAAUACAUUUCACUCUGGAAUCAACACGUAGGAAACCAACUAAAGAAAGUUACAUCAAAGACAAUCGAUCACCCAACGUGUCGCGUAUCACAGAUUCCGCUAUAACUUCAUUAUCUAAUGCGGCACCAAAUCAAACUGUCAGAGAUAUGUUUACAUCUACAGGUGGCCAUAAACGUACUUCGAUGUCUCGACCACAAGAGCAAAUAUUAUCAGGACCAAAACCACGUGCUCGAAGGCAAGAAUGACGCUAAAGUUGGCACCCUGUUAGUGGCAUUGGAGAACGGCGUGAUACAAGUCUGGAAUCACAGCGUUGCCGGAG